GUGUACACCCUGUUGAGGACAGGAUUGGAGAGAUCUGACAUGGACCAGGUGACUGUGGCUUUCCUGCUGGCUCGUCAAGGCUGUUUGGAGGGUACACAUGUAGCCAUGUCCUACCAGGAAUGGUUUCAGAGAAUGUUUGGUGAUGGAUCGCGGUCGUUGACCAACACAAGGAAAGCAUUCACAGUUCUAAUGAGGUUUCUUACUGAGCUAGUUCCCUUUGAAUGGACAGCACACCUCAAGGUACAUAUCCUACGACCCCCAUUUGUACCUCCAAAGUGUAGAGAGCUCCUCACAGACUACAUCAUGUUGGCGAAGACACGAUUAGCAGAUCUUAAGGACCCUAUAGACUUAACAGGAGAUAGAGAGGAUGGUGAUAAAAGGAAGAUAUUGGAGCAAACGGAGAGAGAUGUACAGCUAGCAUUGUCUACCUUUGAAGGAACAAACAAAAUUCCAUCAUCUGUGAUGGAGGCCAGUAUCUUCCGAAAGCCCUACUUCAUUGGGAGAUUUGUACCAGCAUUACUCAAACCAAGACCACUUCCUGAUGUCCGUGAUGGGAGGAUGAAGUUCAUUGACACGCUCAAACGCGUGGAGAAGAUUCCCACUAACCUGUACACAGUCUAUGUGACAGCCUGUCGUCAGGAAGCUGCCAAGCUCUUACAAGGUGUUUUCCCAGAGGAUGAAGAGGAUGAUAUCACCGACAUGACCAUGGAUCCCCUGGAGCAGCUUGAGCAUCGUCUUGGACAACUAAUCGACACACUUACUCUCGGCCCUGCUUCUCAAUGCUACAAUCUUAAAGAGCCAGAACUGAUGUCAAUCAUCAGAGAGAAAAUGUCCGUUACUCUGGAUGAGGAGAGUAAUCAGUCUCCACAGCGGACUGUGGUCACAGUCAACGCCCACUCUCCUCAGCUGUCACUCAUACAUGUAAAGGUAGUGGACCUGUUACUGAAUGUGAUCUGUAAGGUGACCAGCCACAGUUUACAGACUGACCAGCCGGACCUUACCUGGGCAUCAAACCUCGUCAGUGUUAUUGGGGAGUUCCCAUCUCUACAUAAAGCUCUGUAUACUCGUGUUUGGAAAAUCGUCAAUGAAACUGGUUCUAAAUUAGAAGAGCAUCACAUCCAAGGAAUUGCCAUGACGAUGUGUCAGAUGUGUGUCCAUGGUGACCGCUUUGGUGAGGCUUGUAUCCAAGUGUGUGGAGGGGUCAGUCUGACCGAUACCCUGUCACGCCUUGUGUGGUCUCGGGGGUCAAUACGGUCAGCACAGUGUAUGCAGUUCAUGCUUAGGUUGACCACUGCCUACCUACAAUGUGUGUUUAGCUGCCUGGAUGGUACUCAGCUAGCCAGUCUGAAGGACUCGGUCAUUCCCAGACCACUGGUCACUCUGUUUGUGUUUUUAUGCUGUCGCCUGCUGCCACAGAUCAGGAAUCAUCAAAAUCCCCGAGGAUCAGGGGAGUUCAGGCUCACACAUCUCAUCUACCGCUCAAAAAAGUUCACCGAGUGUUGUCAGCAUAUACAGCUGACAUUUAAGGAAUGGGUUACCAUGGAGAUGACAGUUUGUCCUGACCUUGACCUUUUGAGUUUCCAUGAAAGGAGGGAAUAUCACUGUUGGUGUAUGUACCAGAAAUUUUCCUGCUCGGUUCCUAGGACGGAAGGUCAGAAACUGAAUACUGGAUGUUUGGAUGUGAGGGAGGCAUGCUCAGUCCUGAUGGAGGCCUUACUCACAGAAAGUUUUAGGCACACUUCUAAGUCUACAGUAAGCUGUGGUCAGUGUCACCAUGACAACAGGACUGGUGCAGAUCACGGGGGACGAGCAGAUUUUGUACACCUACUGCAGGAAAUUGUGACAAAGUUACCAAGCACAGGAAGUGAGGAGGAUUGUGGGAGUCCAUGGCUACUUCAGCAGCUACUCAAGGCUUUACAGCAGCAUGGCAGUGACAGUCUGGGAACAGAAGCUAUCCUACAUCAUUUUAUAAGACUGGCCAUGUGUCUGCCUGCCCAUCUGUUUUACUGUGAUAACGUCCACAAAUUGACCGACUCAGGACUAAGCAUCACCAGCUGUGAUGUCAUCAACACAAAUCUAAAACAUGGAUUAUGUCAUGGCAGCCAUUUUCCUCUCAGUGUGACCCAGUAUCUUGUACAGGGAAUGGCUGACUGUGCCCGGUAUACAGAUGUUAGCAAAGUGUUGAUGGAGGCUCCGAUACUGUCAAUAUCAACGUUGGUUCAUGUUCAGCAUGUUGCCAGUGUGAUGGAGGGAAUGCAGACUGAUCACCAGCAGGAUAUUUCAUUCCUGUUAACCGUCCAGUGGCUUGAAGAGUAUUUGAGUGGACAGAGAGAACCACCUCAUAAUGAAGCCACGCCGUGGAUGGUUGCUGCAGCUGCUGUCUCUCUCGCUUUGACCAGUGAGGAGGUCCCACAAGACUUGCUGACAGAUAUCAGUUGUGCAGGAGACAAGUCAAGCAAUGAUACACUGGCAGUGUAUUGUCACCUGGUGUUAGCUGAACUGACAACAGCACAUAUGUGUAACAGUGACACAAAGAAACAGUGUCUGCAGGAGUCGUGUUGGCAUGUCCUGCAGUUGUGUCCCUCCGUCCUAACCACAAUAGUUCACCCUACAGAAGAUCAUCUAAUUUACACCUCGGCAGUAGCUCAGAGGACAGAACACCUCACGUUACUGAGGCUCUUGUGUGAACUUGAGACAUUUCAUGUUCUCAACAUAUCACAUGGAUUGGACUGUGUCGUUACCCUGUUUGGAAGUGUAGUCAGGAUGUUUGAUCAAGGUCAAACACUUGAUGGACCUGGAUGUGAAACAUCAGAGAUCUUCUCUAUACAAGAAAUUCUGGAUCUAGCUGAAUUUGUGAAACAGUGCAUCAAGCUAUCAACCAUUGAGCAGUUAAAUGAUAUUGAAUGCAAGGACAACAUUAAAAUGUGUGGAGCAGAUAUCUAUAUGUCAUUCAAACAACAGAUGUCAAUGAUGAGAUGACCAGAGACGUUGGUUGUGUCAGAAGAGAGGACAUGUUUGGGUUAGAUGGAAGAAAUCCGAAUUUGUUAAUAUAGU
This is a messenger RNA of Mizuhopecten yessoensis (Yesso scallop), 3054 nucleotides long. Its product is annotated as Fanconi anemia group A protein homolog. The transcript is spliced from 29 exons. Gene Ontology annotation, biological process: interstrand cross-link repair. Bases 40 to 2979 code for a protein of 979 amino acids. The record is from RefSeq and is a predicted model, not a curated record. Gene Ontology annotation, cellular component: Fanconi anaemia nuclear complex. NCBI's taxonomy places the organism in Eukaryota, Metazoa, Mollusca, Bivalvia, Pectinida, Pectinidae.